Molecule: messenger RNA, 3105 nt
Organism: Aethina tumida (small hive beetle)
Lineage: Eukaryota; Metazoa; Arthropoda; Insecta; Coleoptera; Nitidulidae
Gene: SPR
Product: sex peptide receptor
Exons: 4
Coding region: 1219-2430 (403 amino acids)
Biological process (GO): G protein-coupled receptor signaling pathway
Cellular component (GO): membrane
Molecular function (GO): G protein-coupled peptide receptor activity
Source: RefSeq, a predicted model, not a curated record
CAUAAGUAAUAAUAUACCGUGAAUGACCUGAAAGCCACCUUGUGUUUUUUAAUAAAAUAAACCGAGGUAAGCGAGCAAACGCAGCCGAGACACAGUGAAGAGAUAAAUUGAGUAGGGAGUUAAAUGAAUAUGGGUCACGUUUAAAGUUUCCUUUAUUCCACACCGUCCGCAUUGUCUUAAUUCAGUCCGGACUGUUUCCAGCACACACAUACUUGGAUCUAUCGAAAACAACUAAUUUGAGUCGAUUUGCCCGACCGGAGGCAAUUGAAUACCAAUUUUCACUGAUCAAUAUUCAUCGCAAUUAAACGUAGGAUUAGUUUGCCAAGCGAUAAUGUAUUCUUAUCAGAUUUGUAUAUUUGACUUUGUUUAUGAAUAAUCAAAUGUCGUAUUUAUUAGCGGACAUGUGUUAAAUUAUGGAUUGUCCAAAGAUUAUAUCAAUCAGUUAAUAAUAUUUCCUGUUGAGGAUUUAUAUUUCCAAUAUUAAUUCAAUUCAAUUUUUUUAUUUUACUUUUAUCAGGAUCUAUUGUACUAUAUAAAUUUUGAUUAUUAAACUUUUGUAUUAAUACAUAGAAUUAUAUAGUUAAUACGUUUAAAUUAAUUGUUAGGUGUGGGAAUAUGCAAAAUAUAAUUGUUCUCUUUGUAGUCGUGUUACUUUUUAUUUCAUUUUUACAUUUUUAACAAUUUAGUGUAAAUUUUAGCAAAUUGUUCUCAAAGCAAAUGUUUGAAUAUGUAAAACAGCUAAUUUGCCAUUAUUAUUCUCUGUUAUCUGCUAAUUUUUAGUUUCAUUAAUGUGAAAUUAAGCGAAAAAGUAACGCAUAAAGCAAAUCAAAAGUGAAAAUACAUGAAGUGUGUCAAGAUAAACCACAAAAGAAUUCGUUUGACAAUUUUAAAGAAGCCACUGAUAAAAUUGUGUGAGAAAUUGAAGGCCGCCAUUAGAGAAGAAAGGAAAGUUUCGUCGCCGUCCAUGGCGUCACUUAACAUCUUAAUUAUUUAUAAUUAGCUAAUAGACUAAAUCUCGUAAAAAAUCUUGGAAAAAUAGUACAUAAUUAGACUGGAAGUUUAAAUUGGAUAAAGCCGUGUGCCCACGAAUAUAAUUACUCCAAAGCAAAGUGGGAAAUUAUGUUAAGUUACGGCUUAAAAUACUCCAGUUCGAACGCAAACGAUUAAUGGCGUAGACGCAGUCGGGAUGGUCCAAUCGAGUUAAGCCCCACCGGAACGAUGGGGGUGGAGGAGUACUACGCCGAUCUGCACAACACCACGUACACAGACAACAUGACCACCACCACCGGCUACACCUACGACCUGGACCUGUCGUCGGCGGAUCCGCCCAACAGGUCGAUGCUGAUGCCCGAACUGCUGAACAUCACCAACGAAGUGCCCAUCAGGUACGCCAUCCCGCUCUUCGGAUACGCCAUGCCCUUCCUGCUCGUCGUGACUGUGAUCCUCAACACCCUGAUCGUGGUGGUGCUGAGCAGGAGGCACAUGCGCACGCCCACCAACGUGGUGCUGAUGGCGAUGGCCCUGUGCGACGUCUUCACGCUGCUGGUGCCGUCGCCGUGGCUCAUCUACAUGUACACCUUCGGGAACCACUACAAGCCCCUCUGGCCCAUCAGCCUGUGCUACGCCUGGCACGUCAUGUACAAUAUAUUCCCAAACAUCCUUCACACUGCAAGCAUGUGGCUGGCGUUGGCGUUGGCUGUGCAAAGGUACAUUUACGUGUGCCACGCUCCCCUGGCCAGGAAAUUCUGCACCCUGCCCAACGUCUACAAAUGCCUCGGGUCCAUCAUGUUCAUCGCCACCGUGCACAACAUCUUCAUGUUCCUCGAUCACGAAUACGUUUCGGUGGAAGUGGAGUGGGAGAACCGAACCGUGCACCUCUGCAAACGCGAGACUCCCAAGUGGGUGCUCGACAUCGAAAACAUCUACUACGGAUCGUAUUACAUAUUCAGGAUAUUAUUCGUGUACCUAAUUCCCUGUAUAGUAUUAAUAAUCCUUAACCUGCUGCUGUUCCGGGCCCUGAAACAGGCGCAGAAACGCCGCGACAUCCUCCUGUCAACGAAAAAGAACCAGAAGAGCGAGUGCCGCAAGCAGCGCGACUCGAACUGCACCACGCUGAUGCUGAUCGUCGUCGUCAGCGUGUUCCUCUUCGUCGAAAUCCCGCUGGUCAUCGUCACCCUCUUGCACGUGAUCAGCAGCGCCUUCUACGAAUUCCUCGACUACAACAUGGCCAACACGCUGAUCCUCUUUUCCAAUUUCUGCAUCAGCGUCAGCUACCCCAUCAAUUUCGGCAUCUAUUGCGGCAUGUCUCGCCAGUUCAGGGAAACGUUCAAGGAUCUGUUCAUUAGGGGUUCAGUCGGCGCCAGGAACGGGUCCUCGCGCUACUCCAUCGUGAACGGGCCGAGGACGUGCACGAACGAAACGGUCCUGUAAUCGGACACCCGCGACGUCACCGACCUUGGUAUUACAUCUCGAGGGUUUUGUUUUCAUUUCUCAUUUCUCAUUUCUAAUGGACCAAGUAUGAUUCAGGGGAUUGUUCAAAUAUCCCUGGAAACAAAUAAAACGAGCGGAACGUAUGAAUUUAUUGAAUUUCUCCAAUUCCCUUUAUUUUUUGCCAAAUUAUCUGCCAUUUCAUUUCUCGAAUGGACCAUACGAAAUUCAAAUAACAAUUGAAAUUUCAAUAUCACAAAUGGAACAGAAUCUCUCCUAACAAGCACAAUCUAUCUCGAGUGUAUCGAGUUUCGUUCACGUUCCUGAGAAUUGCUCACCAAAGACUCUAUCUAUCUAUCUCCACUACAGGGUAAUUUUGUCAAGAGAAACAGGUUUGCAUGUUGAGCAGGGAUGUAAUAUGAAGUUUUGGUGAAAUAUACAUAAUUAACUAAAAUGACGCUUAUCUAGAGACUUUCGUAUUGAUUUUAAAUUUAUAUUAGGUCUUUUUAUAUUGAUAAAUGAAAUAAUCGUUUACAAUUGAUGUAAUAUAAUUUGGAUAAUUGUGAAUAUAAAUAGUUUAUAGUAUAUACAACAAAAAUAUCAUUCACUACAUAUAACUUGUAAAUAAUGUUAAGAUUAUAAAUAUUUGUACUGUCGAUGUAAAAUGUAAAUAGUUAG